Messenger RNA from Abrus precatorius (Indian licorice), 3133 nucleotides. Its product is annotated as carbon catabolite repressor protein 4 homolog 1-like. Gene Ontology annotation, biological process: nuclear-transcribed mRNA poly(A) tail shortening. Gene Ontology annotation, molecular function: poly(A)-specific ribonuclease activity. Gene Ontology annotation, cellular component: CCR4-NOT complex; cytoplasm; nucleus. Lineage: Eukaryota; Viridiplantae; Streptophyta; Magnoliopsida; Fabales; Fabaceae. The transcript is spliced from 12 exons. The record is from RefSeq and is a predicted model, not a curated record. The coding region runs from base 638 to 2440 and encodes 600 amino acids.
AGAAUAGAGAGGAGGAUAGUGGUGAACUCAACAAAAGAGCCAAAAGGCAGAAGAAAUGUAGAAAGGAGAGAAAAACAAGCUUGUAUCAAUGAUUUGAUGAUAAAUGAGAUCAUAAUAUAUAAAUAAACUGUAAAUCCUCUUUCUCUCUCUUUGGAAUUCGCAUCCCGGAAACAGAUAGACAGAAAAAAGAAAAAAAUAAAAAAGAGAAAGAAAAGAAAAAGAAGGCAAACGAUUACUUCCACUUCUUCUGCAAGUAAAACCCUAAUCUGGAUCCUCCUUCUGUUUCUCUCUCUAAAACCCAACUUUCUCUCUCAAGAACCACAAAUCUCGAUCUCUCCCUCUCGAUUCAUUGCACGAAUCUGCUCCCGCAUCCAAUCGCUCCGCACCGCGCGUCCUUGGGGAAUCCCUCACCCUCGUUGCAAGAUCCGAUUGCGCACUCAGGGUUUUGUUUUUGGGUCAGUUAAGGCUGGCGGGUAUUCGGGUCAAGUAAAUGGCGGAUCCGGCCGGAAUCCGCCUCCGCAACUGGUGCUGCUGCGAGCGUGGUGUUGCUACGACAGUUCCGGGAGUGGUUGAUUUGUUGGCGUUGUCGUUGUCAUUGAUAGGGUUACAGUGCGGUGACGAUUGCGAAGAGUGAAGCAUGCUGAGCGUGCUGCGCGUGCACCUCCCUUCUGAUAUUCCCAUUGUAGGCUGUGAGCUCACGCCUUACGUGCUCCUACGCCGACCUGACAAAACCGUUACCACUGACGAUGUCUCUGAAACCGCUCCCUUAGACGGCCAUUUCUUGCGCUACAAGUGGUACCGCGUACAGAGUGAUAAAAAGGUUGCUGUUUGUAGUGUUCAUCCAUCUGAGCAGGCCACGUUGCAGUGCCUAGGUUGUGUCAAGGCUAAAAUACCUGUUGCCAAAAGUUACCAUUGCACUCCAAAGUGUUUUUCUGAUGCAUGGCAGCAUCAUCGUGUCUUACAUGAUCGUGCUGCAAGUGCUGUUAAUGAAAAUGGAAAUGAGGAAGAAGAGUUAUUUGGUAGAUUUAAUAAUUCUGGGUCUGGAUCAAUAAAUACCGGCUUAUCUGCCUCUGCAUCAUGUGCUAGCUUGACAAAUGGGUCUGCUCCUGUGUAUCCGGCAGCUGUUACACAACGAAGUGGUGGUGAAACUUGGUUUGAAGUUGGACGAUCUAAGACAUAUACCCCAACAGCUGAUGACGUUGGUCAUGUCCUUAAAUUUGAGUGUGUUGUAGUUGAUGUAGAGACUAAACUUACUUUGGGGCAUGCCAGCACAAUACUAACCUCCCGUGUCAUUCCUGCUCCAUCACCUAGUCCACGCCGACAAAUCCCAGUUGAUGGGAUGGGACAUAUGGAUGUUGAUGGGCGUAUAACAACUUCAGGAACAUUUACUGUUCUAUCGUACAACAUAUUGUGUGAUUCUUAUGCCUCAAAUGAUCUAUACAAUUACUGCCCUUCAUGGGCUCUUUCCUGGCCAUAUCGCAGGCAAAAUUUGUUACGAGAAAUAGUUGGUUACAGAGCCGAUAUUAUUUGUCUUCAGGAGGUUCAAAAUGAUCACUUUGAAGAAUUUUUUGCUCCUGAACUGGACAAACAUGGCUAUUAUGGUCUUUAUAAGAGAAAAACAAAUGAGGUAUACAAUGGCAACAUUAAUACAAUUGAUGGGUGUGCAACAUUUUUCCGCAGAGACAGAUUUUCACAUGUGAAAAAAUAUGAGGUUGAGUUUAAUAAGGCUGCGCAGUCUUUAACUGAUGCUGUGAUUCCAACCACUCAGAAGAAAACUGCCUUGAAUCGUCUAGUUAAGGAUAAUGUUGCACUAAUAGUUGUUUUAGAAGCAAAAGUUAACAAUCAGCCCGUUGAUAAUCCAGGGAAAAGACAGCUUCUUUGUGUGGCAAAUACACAUGUAAAUGUCCAACAAGACUUAAAGGAUGUCAAACUCUGGCAGGUGCACACACUCUUAAAAGGAUUGGAGAAAAUUGCUGCAAGUGCAGACAUUCCAAUGUUGGUUUGUGGGGAUUUCAAUUCAGUUCCAGGAAGUGCUCCUCAUGCACUUCUUGCAAUGGGGAAGGUGGACCCAUCACAUCCCGAUUUAGCAGUUGACCCACUUAAUAUAUUGCGUCCUCACAGCAAAUUGGUUCACCAGUUGCCACUGGUCAGUGCUUAUUCAUCUUUUGCAAGAAAAGUUGGUCUUGGAUUUGAGCAGCAUAAACGAAGACUAGACAGCACUACAAAUGAACCUUUAUUCACAAAUGUCACUAGAGAUUUUAUUGGCUCUCUUGAUUACAUAUUUUACACCGCGGAUUCUUUGGUUGUGGAGUCAUUGUUGGAGCUAUUGGAUGAGGAGAGUUUGAGGAAAGACACCGCCCUUCCUUCUCCUGAGUGGUCCUCGGAUCAUAUAGCUCUGUUAGCUGAGUUUCGGUGCUGCAAGGGUAGAUCUAGGCGCUGAGUCAGAAGGUCAAAUCCAGAGAAACGUAAAGGAAAAGUUGAAAGAAGCAUUUGGUUGAUAAGUUGUUGUAAGAGUGGGUAGAUCAUGCCUACGUCUUUUUCCCAGGUAUCUCCUUGUCAGGGUCCUUGCAAUGAUCUGCUCUGUAUUAUGCCACCUUUGUCUCAUAGAAAAAUUAUGAUAAUGCCUUACUGAUUUUCGUUCUACUUCACCCAUCUCUUCCCCAAUCUUUUUCCAUAUAAAGUGAAAAUUUUCUUAGUACAUUUCCACUGGUUCAAUACAUGUAGCAAUUAACUAAUCAUCCCAUUCACAAGCCCUUACGAUCUUGUGGCUGAUGAGCCUAGGGGUUUAAUAUCUCCCCCUACUGUAGUGAUAAUCUUCAGCGUAGGUUAUUUUGUAUUUGCUACGUUCAUCAGAAAGUUCAAAGUUGACAAAUUCGAAAUGGUAUAUUGAUAUUAAAAGAAUAGUAUUUGUGAGAAUACUACCUAUACGGUCUGAGUUUAACGUGAGGUAUGUACUGUAGCUGUAUACGUAUGACAUAGGAGGAGGUUCUUGCAUGACAACUAGAAUACUUGAUUUUUCCGUUCUACAUCCUAGUUGCUGAUAUUUAGAACAGAUGAAUUCAUUCCGUGUUUUGUAAGAACAUUUGUGUUUUCUCAGUAGAAUGUGAUUCGAUUGCGCUUCCAUUUUUUUUUU